AUGGAAGGUCUCAAACCAGCAGUCAGAGUGGCUGUGGGCAUUCAGCAACCUCCUGAUUUAGAGAUGGCCUAUCAAUUGGCGCUGCUACAUGAAGAGCUGGGGACUAUUAGUCCAUCCACCAUGAUCAACUCCCAGAAUGCCCGUCGUGCAAGUGCUCUUCCACUCCCUCCUCCACCCACCAGUUCUGCUGUGCAAUCUUCUGUACAGAAAGGUCAUGAAGAAAGGAGACCUAUCGACAGUUACAGACGUACUGUUUCAGAGGAUAAAUGGGGAGCUCUGAGAACAUUUCGUAAGGCAAAGGGUCUUUGCUUCAUUUGUGGUGAGCGCUGGGGCAAGGAUCACAUAUGCAAGAAAGAAGUUCAGCUCCACAUGGUGCAAGAAAUGGUUGAGUUCUUACAAAAUUCAGACGUCAAUGACUCUGUUGCGAGUGAAAUUCAGUCUGAAGUACACAUGAUGUCAGUUUCUGCUGCUGCCUUGGGGAAAACAACUUCUAAACCAGCUAAAACCAUGCAAUUAAGAGUUCAGUUGCAAGGGCUUAAUCUGAUUUUUCUUGUGGAUUCUGGUAGUUCACAUUCAUUCUUGGAUGUUUUCUUGUCUGACAAGAUACAUGGGGUGUCACCGAUGGUCAAAGCAUUAGUUAAAAUUGCAAAUGGAGAUAUGGUGCCUUGUGCAUCUCAACUGCUUGAUGGUGUUUGGUCUUGUGAUGGACAUAAGUUUCUCACUUCUUUCAAAUUUUUUCCAUUGGGCAGUUAUGAUGGCAUUGUGGGCAUGGAUUGGCUAUCUGCACACAGUCCAAUGUGGGUGGAUUGGGAUCAUCACUGGUUAUCUUUUGUUCAUAAUGGUUCUGAAAUUACACUCCUGGGCACUGUUGCGUUACUACCUGAGAUCACAAUGAUAGAAGUUUGUUCUUUACUGACAACUCCAGAUUUACCUAUUCCUCCAGAAGUACAGUUGAUACUAGAUGAAUAUAAACAUGUGUUUGAGCCCCCUACUGGCCUCCCCCCCAGAUGA
Molecule: messenger RNA, 1011 nt
Organism: Triticum turgidum subsp. durum (durum wheat)
Lineage: Eukaryota; Viridiplantae; Streptophyta; Magnoliopsida; Poales; Poaceae
Source: the annotation of a GenBank genome assembly